CGUAAACUAUCCGCGAGAACCGCAGUUCAUAGAAAGACGUCACUCCGGCCGUACACCGCCUUGGGAGUGGUUUCAGCUGGAUGCACCGCCACAUGCUGUAAGCGCUGCACCGUAUUCGACCUAGUCUUACGUCACGUUUCGGACCCCAUUCACCCAAAGCGUUGAGCACUCUCAUGCUUCAAGGUUGGCCUGAGGCUGAGGUGCAAUGAUAUGAUCCUUGUUGUGCUGAAGAGAGGACGCGACCAAUAGACGAGGGCCGCCACAGUAGGGCGCCACAAUAAGGCGGGCAGCAGCCACUGACACCCUCUAUCUCAGAAUGGGUUGGCCAGGUUUCGUCAGACGUGGAGCUUUGGAACAUGUUCGAUGGUUUCCCCUCCUGUCCUUCUAUUUGUAAAUCGGUUGGCCGCACUGCGACAAUAACAAUAACCAGACCACUACCGAGUUGGCAACGACUGCACGACAGCAGCACUUGGCCACAUGCUGUCCCCGAACGAUAUCGCGCCGAAGAGCAAGGCGGCUAGUAUCUGGUCAUUCGACUCAGGAUAUGGGUCUACUACCUUGGAGGAUGACGAAGCCUUCCAGGUACCUCCUUCGACCGGCCGCGGAUCCAGUUGCCAGGCAGACGCUGAUGUCCCUCGGGUCAACUAUCACGGAUUCUCGAGUACCCACCAAACACCUCCUCAGCCUACACAACAACCUAUCGGCUUAGGUCUCGGCAGCUUCUGGAAUGUCCACGUCGAAGACCAAUUACGUCUAACGAGACCGGAAUCUCCAAUUGGGCCCGUGACCACCAAACUCAACGUCUUUACUACGAAAGUAGGUUCGAGCACCGACUUCCUUUGCCCACCUUUGAGCGACAGCCAAGACACUUGUGUGACUUGCCAGCUAUGGAACAUCACGAAUCCUGGGGAGAACCUCAAGUGCAAUGACUGCCGCGAUAAGAACUUUAUUGUACCUCAAACACCCCGAUCGCAAGUCCAAAACCUGAAAGCGAAACUCGACGUACCGCGACUUGAGAUUCCAUAUAAACAACAACCCCGUAAGCAUUCUAUUAACAACAAUUCGACACGAUGUUCAGCCUGCGAAAUUUCAUCGCUCAUUGAGCCCGACAGGCCUUCCGGCUGCGCCACUUGUAACCCGAACUCUAAUCUCCUAUCUCCGAUAUCACCAAACCUACCAUCGAAAGUGAAACGCUCGUGUGCAAGACGGCCUGCUAAACUUCCACCCCGUGCUUUGCAAUGUCUACAAGCCUGGCUUCUAGACAACCGGAACAAUCCGUAUCCCGGUGCAGAGACGAAGCGCUCACUUGCUCAAGAUUGUGGUAUCACUGAAAGACAAGUCACUACAUGGUUUACCAACGCUAGAGCGAGGCGAAUGAAUGCUUCAGUUGAUCGAUCGAACCCGCAAUCCGAGGAUGAAGGGAACUACGAAACUGGAUUUUCGAGCGUUGGAUCAACACCGAUUUGUACCAGCGGCCUUCCGUUCGGCUACAGGACUCCACUUGAUCGAAGAUGCUUGGAUACUUCCAACAUUGUUGCCAAUAGCUUUGAACAGAAGGCUUCAAGGACAUCCAGACGAGGGAAGAAGAAGGAUUACAGCCGUAUGAACACCAUAUCUCCCAUUGAUGAUCUUGCCCCUUCUAUUCCGCCGACACCGUUGACCGCGAUCGCUACUCGUGAGGGAAAUGUGCAGCAGACAUGGCAAUGCACCUUCUGUUACCAACAUAUUGCACCCAAAUCCUGGCGCCGUCAUGAGGAGACUCAACAUCGUCCCAAACGCAAAUGGACAUGCUUACUGAAUGGUCCACGCCUGACUCUGCCCUCUCGCUCCAAUCCUCGCACAAAUACUUCAGUUGUAUGCGCCUUCUGCAUGGCCGAAAAUCCGAGUGAAGAUCAUCUGCUCCGGUCGCACCGCAUCGUUGAGUGCACGAACAAGAGCGAAGAUGAAAGAACGUUUCUGAGGCCAGACCAUCUAAGACAGCAUGUGAGGAACUUUCACAAAGCAACUCUGUGGGAAGUGGUCCGAGAUGGGUGGCGAAAGGAUGGGCCAGGGAAAGAUGAGAUUGAAAACUGGGUAUGUGGCUUUUGCGACCAAGACUUAAAGACGUGGGACAUCAGGGAGACCCAUGUCGCUGGUCAUUUCAAGGACGGUAUGACGAUGACAGAUUGGAAAGAAAGCAAAAGACUAGAGCCAACAAUCGAAUCAUCGAAAAAGCGGCGCAACUCGAAUGCAGAGUACUCGAACAUGUUCACCAAAAUCGCUAGGACGCUAACACGCCGAUCGACUCAACAUCAACACGAGCAUAAAUCCCCAUUAACCACUCAAUUCGCCGACGCCUGGGAUUCGAUAACAACGUCCACAGACCUAUGUGCAGCAGAGUCAACUCUCCUACCUGACACGAUUUUCGACACUUUCAUGGCGGAAGUCUGCGGCAAUGGCGUUGACUCUUGCGACCUGACUGCCACAAGUUCGGGUGAACAGGUACCCGCUUCAAACGACCGGUAUGACUCUGCGUUUCACGAUGAAGAAGACAUGGGACUAGACUUCAAUACGCUGACUGAUGCAUUUUUAAAUGGGAGUUUUACGGAGUUUCAGGAACCUUGGGACCAACAGCUCGAGUAGAGACUUUGUUUUGAGUGGGAGCAAAUUUAUCCUGGUUUACUAUCGUUCCUCUGGUACUAUUUCUCUCCCAUUUCCACUACUUCUAUACUAGAGGGGGUUAUAUCUCCCCGUUUCUGGGGGUAGAGAAAGUUCGUCUUGGCAGCCAGAUUGCUAGCUUUCUGUUCUGUUAAUAUAGGCAGCAGUAUCGCUAUCAUAUAGCUAGAUUUAAUUCUAUUGUUCUGCGACUGACUAUCGCGGCUGCUUUAUGAGUUUACGGAA
Molecule: messenger RNA, 2880 nt
Organism: Cucurbitaria berberidis CBS 394.84
Lineage: Eukaryota; Fungi; Ascomycota; Dothideomycetes; Pleosporales; Cucurbitariaceae
Exons: 1
Coding region: 478-2622 (714 amino acids)
Biological process (GO): regulation of transcription by RNA polymerase II
Molecular function (GO): DNA-binding transcription factor activity, RNA polymerase II-specific; RNA polymerase II cis-regulatory region sequence-specific DNA binding
Source: RefSeq, a predicted model, not a curated record